AUCUGAUGCCCAGGAAACUCAGUUGAGGAGGACUGAAGGUGUAAUGUAAUGUUGUUUACAGUAGUGGCUGCUGGACAACUUUCGUCUCUACUGUGCUAUUUACUUACUUUACUGUGACAUAUUACUGGAAUACACAUUUAUUGCGUCUAUUAAAGUGUCCAGUACCAUUACAUAAAGUAAUCAACAUAAAAGCUUGUCAGUGGAUGUGUGAGAAGGAACUUAUCUUAGCAUCAAGAGGCCAUCAUAGCCAAAGAUGAUAACCUACAGAGGUCAUACAGUAGCUUCAAGAGAUAAAGGCUUUUGGGAAGUUUAAUGCUGUCACAUCCAUCAGUUGUGUUGUUAUGGGUUACUGCCCUGCCAGAAACGGCCAGAACCAGCCAAGAACCGUUCCUUAGAAUUAUGGUAAAGAAUAAGCCAAUGUGAUGGUUACUGAACACUUUCCAGAGAACAUAGUUAAACAUGAUUAAGGUAUACAGUGUUAGUAUGUUAACAGAUUACCAUGUGUUAAGUUUGAAAUAUGAAAGAUUACUGGUAAUACCUGUACAGUAUGUUGAAAAUACAGUACAGUACAGUAUAUCCUAAGAUGAGAAGAUUGUUCACUUGUCAAAUAUUGCAGUGGUAAUUAUUGUCACAAGGUUUGAUGUGUUUCUAUUAGAAUACAUUUUGCACACGGGAAAUAUUACAAAGAUAAAAAUGAUUUAUGUGAGUAAAGUGAUAUUGAUGCAAUUACAGUACUGUACUGUACUCUUGAAAUGUUGGAGUGUAAAGUGUUGUCUCAAGUUUUGCAUUGUUUCAAAAUUAAGAUACUCGAGUGCCUACUGACCUUUUGUGCUUGUGUCCAUUAACAGGAAAAGUUCAGUGAAAAAAUUUGUGUUAAACCUCUGGUACUCUUGGCCUUGAUUUGAAAUCUCACCCCCUCGCAGUCUUUUGACGUAGGUUGCGUUGGUAACAGGAAUGUUUUUUCAUUUUAAUAAACAUUGGGAAGAGCGAUCCAGACCCAAAUUGCACCUUUAAAGAUGCAUCUGCCAUCCCACGAGGCUGGCAAGUUUCUGCUUACAGGAGGGUUGCUAUCAGUGUGAGAUACGGCUGAGCAGAAGGGGUGCUUAGCGUCGCAAUUUGCGUUGAAAGACCACGAGAGGGUUAUGUUUUCUUGUGCAUUCUGGUGAGACGAGAUAAUUUGUGGUGAGGGUUUCUCGGACGAGUUGUGUGAAGAACCUAGUGCAUGUAGUACAGAAUCAUGAAAAGAAAUUAAUUCAUCCGUGCAGAGGGUGAUAAGUUUGACACUGAAUAUUAUACACCCAAACAUAGUACUGAUAGGAAGGACUUACUUAAACUGUACAGUGUAGUAAAGGGUAUUAAACAUGGCUCACUGUAUGGAUCAAAAUGCUAUGUACAUUGAUGAAAACAAUUCCGAGUGUACGAAAUGUGGCGAAAUUCUUUACAGUAACGACUAUUUACCGUUUCAUCUGUGCAAGACUGAGAACAAUGAUGAGAAAGAUAUCAAAUGUGAGGGGUUUGAUGAAAGCUUUGACAGUAUGUGUGAUAUGACACAGCAGAUGUCAGUGCGCCCUCGUGAGAAAAGUUUUAGGUGUGAAGAGUGUGGCAAAAGUUAUCACAGAAAGAGCAAACUGGAGGAUCACAUGGCGGUACACAACAACAAGAGGAAGUUUAAGUGCGAUGAAUGUGGUAAAUAUUUUAAAAGGAAAAAGACUCUGCUGGUUCAUAAAGUCAUACACACUGGAGAGAAGAAUUUUUUAUGUGAAGUUUGUGGUGGGAGAUUUAGCCAGAAGAGUAUGCUGGAUAACCACAUGUCCAGCCACGCUGAGGAGAAAAUAUUUAAGUGUGAGAUGUGUGAUAAUAGUUAUUCAUUGAAGGGUAAUCUGAAGGAACACAUGUUGUCUGUACACUGUAGGGGCGAGAAGAUAUUUCAGUGUGAUACUUGUGGCAAGAGAUUUUAUACACAGAGUUUUCUUCAUAAGCAUAUGGCUAAACACACUAGAGAGAGGAGGUUUCAGUGUGAAGUGUGUGGGAAGCAGUUUUACACCCAGAGCAGUGUUAAGCGCCACAUGGUCUUGCACACUGGUGAUAAGGACUUAAAGUGUGGAGAGUGUGGCAAAAACUUCUACACCAAAGUUAGUAUGAAGCAGCACAUUCUGGCAGUACAUACUGGAGUAAAAAAAUUCAAGUGUGAAGAAUGUGGUGAAGGUUAUUGUACAAAAAUUCAGCUGAAGGAACACAUGGCUUUACAUCUUGGCAAGAAUAAUUUCUCUUGUACAGAGUGUGGGAAAAUUUUUUCUAGAAAGGGAACCUUGAAAGGGCAUAUGGCUGUCCACACAUCUUAGAAGUUUAAUCAGUGUGAUAUAUGUUUUAUCCCUAAAAAGUUCUUUAGAAAAUCAAGCACUUGUGCCCACAGGUAAGAAAUACUGUACUGUACAGGUAGUGUGAAGACUUGCACACAAAUGUACCAGGUGACAAGAAAAUAUUGUGAUUUUUCUUUUAGGUAAUGCUACUGUAAAGUGUGUCAGGUCAUACACACUGACAAAAAUAAAAUUUCACUGUGACAGGUGAUAAAAGUUUAUAAACAAAAUAUAGUAUGGCAGAACAUUGUAUUUUGUAUGCUAAAAAAAAGUUACGUUGUGAAAAAGUAAUGAUGUUUUAAAGACUGUAGUAAAAGUUAUUACAGGGUAUUUAUGAAAAUUACUUUAAACUGAGACUUGGAUGUGCAUAAUGGUGAGAUAAAUAUCCACAGAUAAAUAUCCAGUGUGUAUGGUGAAAGUUUGCAGAAGAUGACCUGUACAUUGGGGCGUAUGAACAUACAUACUGGUAAUAUAAAUUCAUUAGCUAGUGGUAUUAAAGGUCAAUACUCUUUAACUGUAAGAUUGUGUGCUCUUGAGAAAGUGUCAAAAUACCGUUGUUUCAAACAGAGGGUUGGAGGAAUGAGGGACAGACAAUUGACCUGACCAGCCAGAAAUAAAUAUAAUUAAGUGAAAGAACUUCCCUUGAGCUCAGUAUUCUUGCUUGCUCCCAGUAUAUAAGAGACUCCCAGGAUGUAUUUUAAAUCAACAAGUAUAGUAAGGUAGUUAUUUAGCUUGUGUAACUGAUACGUCUUCAUUAAGCUCACAAUUUAUGGAACUGGACACCAUAAUACACUUUAUAUAACCUUUUAUAAAUGACAAAGAAUUAAUGAGAUAUGUAUCACCAUUUUUCUUGUGUUGUAUUUUAACAUAAUGUUGUCAAGAGUACAAAUAAACAAUGUAGAUACUGUACCAGAACACCCCACUCGUCCAUCUGCAUAUCUUCAUACAUUGUCUUGCCAUAACCGGUAUUUAAUUUGCAGGAUUAAGCUGAAAGUAUCCAAUAGAGAGUAAGAGUGUAUAUUUCUUUGUGUAUACGUAUAAUAGAUUACCCAACAACAAUAUACCAUGUACUGUACUGUACAGUACUGUAUAUUAAAACUAUUUAAUCAA
Molecule: messenger RNA, 3467 nt
Organism: Homarus americanus (American lobster)
Lineage: Eukaryota; Metazoa; Arthropoda; Malacostraca; Decapoda; Nephropidae
Product: gastrula zinc finger protein XlCGF8.2DB-like
Exons: 2
Coding region: 1362-2342 (326 amino acids)
Biological process (GO): regulation of transcription by RNA polymerase II
Molecular function (GO): DNA-binding transcription factor activity; RNA polymerase II cis-regulatory region sequence-specific DNA binding
Source: RefSeq, a predicted model, not a curated record